Molecule: messenger RNA, 1461 nt
Organism: Vanrija pseudolonga
Lineage: Eukaryota; Fungi; Basidiomycota; Tremellomycetes; Trichosporonales; Trichosporonaceae
Product: Thioredoxin-like protein AAED1
Exons: 3
Coding region: 1-1461 (486 amino acids)
Source: RefSeq, a predicted model, not a curated record
AUGGAGCGCGCGCGACGCCGGUCCCUCCCUUCGAUCAACGAGCUCGCGCAGGUGCAGCUGGGCGGCACCAGCGGCCGCCGUGCCCGCGCAAGCUACGGCACGUUCGCGGCCACCUCUGCGGCUCUGCCUGCCGCCUCGCCGCCGAUGCCAGGCGACGGAGACGACGACGACGACGACGACGAGUUCGAGUACGACGGCGCGACCGCCACGACCGAGACGGAGGUGGCGUCCUUCGACGACGACGACGACGGGUACUACCGCUCGGCCGAGGAGGCUACCGGCGCCCUGGCGGCGCUGUGCGGCGUCGCGCGGUACAGCGACCUCGUGUCGUCUUGGGCUGGCAUCCCGGGCGUGCCAGAGGAGGCGGAGGAGGUGGAGCAGCUCGACGACGGCGACGGCGAGUCGGGCAUGGCCACGGCCGCGGGCACGGCGACGGGCCGCACGUCUGCCGCGACGGGCCACUCGCGCUCCUUCUCCGUGGAGGAGAUGCUCGACGAGGACCCCGGGUCGGCGUGCCGCCCGCUCGUCGAGCCGCAGCCGCUGCUCGACGCGCUGAAAGCGGCCCAAGGCUUCGACGAGCACGCGAUCCCGACGCGGGCAGAGCUGUGGGCCGCGAGUAUUGGCACUGUGAUCGACGAGACGGGGCAGCCGCACCACUUCCGCGAGUUCUUCCCCGACUGGAGCGAGAAGUCUGGCCUGUUUGGCCUGCGCGCGCCGUCGCCGUCGCCCUCGGCCGGCCGCGACGCCGCCCAGCCCCGCACGGUCGUCUUCUUCAUCCGCGCCCUGCUCUGCGGCCAGUGCCAGGACUAUGUCCGCACCCUCGCCUCGCUCGACCUCGCGGCGAUCGCCGCCGCGAAUGUGCGCGUGGUCAUCAUCACCAACGGGAGCUGGCGCGGCAUCAGGCGCUAUCGCGAGAUGUUCCACUGCCCGUUCGAGAUAUACACGGACCCGACGUUGAAGGUGUACAAGGCGUUAGGCAUGUCCCCGCGCAUCAGCAACCUCGAGCACCUGGUCUCCGUGUUCCGCGCCCCGAAAGAUCGCCCAGCAUACCACCGCAAAGGGCCCUUCACGCAAGUGGUGCUGGGCACGGCCAACGUCGCGCGCCUCGGCGUGCUCAACAUCGGCUCGAUCACGCAGAUGGGCGGCGAGUUUGUGCUUUUGCCCGGGUACCGCUGCACGUACGCGCACCGCAUGCCCAACAAGUACAUGCACGACGAGGCGGCCGACGUGCUCCGCGCCGCGGGCGUGCGGUUCCCGCUUGCUGAACAGGCAAGCGAGGAGGGCGACAACGCGUCCCUGCUCGUUGGGAACGGCCAGUUCCUCCGCGAGCGCGAGCACGAGGUCGUUGAGAAGAAGGCUGAGAAGGGAGAAAAGGAAAAGAAGAUGAAGGCUGUGGCGGCCGCGCCGGCGCGGCUCGACCCCCACCCCGGCCGUCACCAGCUGCGCAAGUACUAUGUGUAA